This is a messenger RNA of Mauremys reevesii (Reeves's turtle), 717 nucleotides long. It is a transcript of the gene DNAJC15, whose product is annotated as DnaJ heat shock protein family (Hsp40) member C15. The record is from RefSeq and is a predicted model, not a curated record. Gene Ontology annotation, cellular component: PAM complex, Tim23 associated import motor. Gene Ontology annotation, molecular function: ATPase activator activity. NCBI's taxonomy places the organism in Eukaryota, Metazoa, Chordata, Testudines, Geoemydidae. Gene Ontology annotation, biological process: protein import into mitochondrial matrix. The transcript has 5 exons. Bases 212 to 652 code for a protein of 146 amino acids.
CCCCGCCUGGCUCUCACGCGCACACUCCACCCCUCCGACUCAGGCCAGGACGCGCUUGCACAGACGCCUGACGUCAGCACUUGGCCCCGCCCCUCACAGGAAGGCGAGUGGGGGCGGGGCUGGCACGGCGCGAAUCGCGUUUGUUUAGUGGUGUCCGGCCUCGGAGCUCGCUUGUCCCUAGCGGAGCCCCGUACGGCGCCCUCACUCUGUCAUGGAAGGUGCCGGGGCCCCCUCGGAGACCCGGCGCUACGCUCACCGGCGGGGUGAGCCCGACAUGGACAGGGGGCUGGUCGCUAUGCUUUCCAGGUCUGGAAACCACUGGAACAAGUAUUCACAGAAACAGCAAAGAAGAUUGCAACCUCUGUUGCCUCUUCUCCUUCAUCCUGUGUUCCACAAAAUGAGUUUUUCAUCCUACUAUAAAGGAGGAUUUGAACAGAAAAUGAGUAGACGAGAAGCUAGUCUUAUUUUAGGCAUAAGGUGGAUCUCCCUACUUAGCAACAAAAAUAAACGAAGCAAAAGAUUUGUUAGACUCCAGCACCAAAAAUUAAUGUCCAAGGACUUCUGUGAUAGAACUUUUUAUACAUUCCUUUCUACUGAAAAUCCUGUAGAUAUAUUGUGCAAUAGCUACGUGCUGCUCUAUAUAGCUGCAUAACACUGGAUCAAAUAGUCAGUUUUCUAUCUUCAUUAUUAAAGAUCUAAGACUAUUUAAAAAGCAAA